CAGAGCGUGUGAUAUUGGGAAUCGCUUUGGCGGGGUAACAGAGCCUGUGAGAGAUUUAUGCGUCUCUCCUGCCUUCACUCACACUCAAUUCAGGAAGAAGGCAAGUCGAGGACCUGUGCCCGCAGCGUUAGUAUGACAGUGGACACCAAUUUCGCAUCCUCGUUGUUUGAGAAUCUAAAGCUGGAACAUCCAUGGCUUCCUCCAACUAAUUGGGAAUCGAUCCCUUCCGAAAGCGGCAAUUCCCACCUUCUAAACCCCAACUCCUCUUCCUCUCAGUCCCUCGACCAUGCCUCCGCCGUCUCCGAGGCAAGUUUGGUGAGGUUGGCGAUGAAUGCACUUGGAGGAGUCGAAUCAGCCCUUGUUAGUAUCCAGAAGCUUUCUGCUGCAUUUCGCUCCGACCCGGCUGAUCGGAGCUUCCAUCAGAUUCCAAGCCUGUGGAAUAGGUCUUCAAGCACCCAUGCUCUGGGAAGCAUUCUCCAACCCAUUGGCUGCUCAGGUUUGCUAGUCUUUCUCCUCCGAAAAUUUGUGGACUUCUUUACGAAUUUGAAUGUGGAAAGUCAAGAUCAUCUUGCUGGUGAGGCUCAAGUGAAGCAAUGCCCUCCUUUUAGUCUUGUUAAUCAUGCUUUUGCCGUUGCCGUGGGAAAGGUUGUGGAAGGGUACAUGCGUGCACUGGAUACCUUGCAUGCAUCAGUGGGUUUGAGGCGCUCUUCGCGUUCGUCUUCUGUAGUGGGAUGUAUGAACAGUGUAGUGUAUUCUGAUCUAACUAUGUUGGAGUUGUAUUUGCACACGAAAGAAUUGAGGACUCAGAUCGAAUCCCUUACAAACUUAUGUAACGUGUAUCAGUUCUCUAGUUGCUUCUCAGUAUCUUCUUUGGAAGAAUUGGUUACAAAAGCAAAAUCUGAAUUUUCUAAGUUCUACAGAGGAGGGCAUUUGCUCACAUAUCUGUAUACCCAAUUACAGGUUUCUGAUCCUGCUCAUCGUCCUCUACUCAAAUUUAUUUUCCUUCGUACAUUUGAACCAUAUUGUGGGUUUAUUAGAUCAUGGAUUUUCAAAGCUGAGAUCAGUGACCCUUACAAGGAGUUUGUGGUAGAAUAUGUUGACAGUAUGUCUCCAAAUCAAUGCGGUAAAGCCGGAAACCCGAUUGACUUCCCAUUGGCAACUAUUAGGGAACGAGAUGGUGUUGCUGUUCCUUAUUUUUUGAAGGACUUCUUGAUUCCACUAGUUCGAGCUGGUCAGCAACUGCAAGUUCUAGUGAAAUUGCUUGAAUUGUGUACUUUUGUUGCCACCAAAGACCACACUUAUGAGGGGUUUCUUCCCUGCUGGAGUGGGUUUUCGGGCAAUAGUCCAUGUUAUUCAUCUCCAUUGACUUUCAGCAAAGAAAAUAUUGAGGCCAUGAUACUUUCAAGGGACACUUACUACAAAAAGAUGCAAGAAAAACUAAAGAAUCUUUCAGCGAAAUUUGAAUUCAGAUAUCAACAGGUAGUUCCACAAGGCAGAGUUCUCUUGGAUAAUAAUGGAAGGAGUUCCACCAUCCCAGUUCUGUUCACAUUGGAUGACAAAGUUGAUAGUUUUAUUGCUUCUCCAACAGAUGAUGAAAGGGAGUCACAUGUGGCAGUUCUUGAUUUGGAUUUUGAUGAAUUAAGUGCAAGGGAUGGUCUAUCUGAUCUGGUGGAUACAUACGAGUCAUCUGAGUGUUCAACCUCCAGUUAUUCUGAAGAGCAAGAUGUGUUGGAGCAGAAUAUUGAGCUUCCCAAUAAUAUCAAUGAGCUGGAACAAAAAUAUGUAUCUGCUUUAAGCUUUUCAAUGAGUAGUCCUGUUGAUAAUUUGCAAAAUCCUCGUGUAUGUGAAGAUUCAUGCCAUAUCAUAACUGACCCGAAUAGAUUUUGUGAAGAAAGAGAUUCCCCUGUACAUUCUCAUCAUGAAGGAAUGUUUACAAGCCAGAUAUCUGUGCCCGUCAAACCAAAGGAGUCAAACUGGUCUUGUAUGUCUAGCGCUCAGUUGGUUGAUUGUAUAUCUGCUAAGGAUUGGCCAGAAAGUAGUUCAUUUGAGAGUUAUUCUGUCAUUGAUAAAGAGUACAGUGAUGGUCCAAGGUCACAUCCAAUGGGUUCUGCCUCAAAGGUGAAUGAGAGAAUCAUAGGGGCCUUAAAGGAAGGUACAUUUAAAAAAGGAAUUGAGACUCAUGCUUUAAUUGAAGAAGCCUCUGGCAAGAAUCAAUCUCGAAACGCUACAUAUACUUCUUCAGAUUUAUUGACGUUACAACGUUGGAAGGUUAACUCCCAUAACAAUUUUCUCAGCAUGAACCCAAUGUUGAUAAAAACUAACUUAAUUCAUCUGAUAACCAAGCCAGGACAGAGGCACAUAACAGACUUGGGGGACUAUUUGCCUUACUUUGACUUUUCUUUCAUAAAGGACCCUUUUAAGGUGUAUCUGGAAAAGCCGCCUGCAGGGCUCUCAGACUCCAGUGCCUCAGCAAGCAGUGUCAGGAGGGAUCACCUUGGCAAACAAGGUUAUGGUGGACAGAAUGUCUUGAUUGAUAAAGCCAAAGUGUCUGUUUUUCUUCCAAUUUCAGACACAAAGGACCACAACCAAGCAGACGCAAAUUUAACAAAUGUUUCUGGUGGUAGUUGUUGGGAGAGUUUGCUUGGUAGAUUUAGUGACACUGUCGUUAAUAGAGUUGAAGAUCACAGACAAUGCAAGCCAGAGAAUUUUGAGAUACCACUUGAUUUUAUUAUUCACAAAUGCCUUCUUCAGGAAAUCAUGCUUCAAUAUAAGUAUGUCAGCAAGCUAACUAUUAAGUUGCUUGAAGAAGGGUUUGAUUUGCAAGAACAUUUACUGGCUCUGCGGCGCUACCACUUUAUGGAACUAGCGGACUGGGCUGAUUUGUUUAUUAUGUCCCUGUGGCAUCAUAAAUGGUGCGUUACAGAGGCAGAUCAUAGACUUUCAGAAAUUCAAGGUUUACUUGAGUCAUCAGUUCAGAGGUCAUCAUGUGAACGUGACCUUCAUAAGGACAGGUUAUUUGUGUACAUGAAGGGACAUGAUGCAAUGACUCUUUCUGCAUCUGCUAGUGGAGUCCAUUCCUUCAACUUUCUUGGUUUGGGUUAUCAAGUGGAUUGGCCCAUAAGUAUUGUUUUGAGUCCUGGUGCAUUGAAUAUAUAUGCUGAGAUAUUCAGUUUUCUGAUGCAAGUGAAGCUUGCUAUAUUCUCAUUGACUGAUGUAUGGCGCCCAUUAAAGGAUUUGGUACAUUCAAUUAGUCAGAAUAAUCACUCUGAACAAUACAAAACAGGAGCGGGCCAUUUUAAUGCAUUAGUGAAGAUGAGGCACCAGGUCAAUCAUUUUGUAUCUACACUACAGCAGUAUGUGGAGUCACAGCUAUCACAUGUAUCAUGGUGCAGGUUUCUAUACUCACUUAAGCAUGAGGUCAAAGAUAUGAUGGAUCUUCAGUCUGCACAUAUGGCAUAUUUAACAGAUUCGCUUGACAUAUGUUUCCUAUCUGAUGAAACACGACCUAUAGCUCGCAUCAUUGAAAGCAUUCUGCAGUGUGCUCUUGACUUCAGGUCUUGUCUGACUGGGGGAAUGUGGGAUGUUGGAACAGGUGAAGGGAAUAGAACUGCAAGGCUUUCUGGAAUGAAUAUAUCCCAGGUGGUUGCUAUAAAACAAACCUUUGACAAGAACAUGAAAGAACUGCACCUCUGUUACCUAAAGUCACCGAAACAUGGGGAGUUUGGACUUUCUCAUUUUUGGGAAUACCUCAACUACAACAAGUAUUACUCAGACGUUGGUAAUGAAAUGGCCUUCUAUGCUUUCGCAAUCUAAAGAUCCGUGACAUGAAUUUGGACAUUCCGACAAUACGUGAAGCAGCCCCAUUGGUUACAAUGAUUGAAGAGUGUAAUUUCUCAAAGAUUCACGGUAGAUGAUGUCUCCAACUGAUUUGUGUCAAAUUUUUCAGAAAUCCUGAGGCCUUGAGGUAGCAGAUUCUUAUUUGUUGAGUGUUAUUUGGCGAACGUUAACAAAAUUUACUUAUUGGUUUUUGGAGAGUGAAGGAUAGUUACUACUUCUUGUGGGACGUUAAGAGCUGCAUAUAGAGAUGAUGAUAGCCGUUGUAUAUUACAUUCUACAUACCCAAGGAAAUGCUAUGAAGUUACUUUUAUACGUCUCUUCAUUUGA
This is a messenger RNA of Malus domestica (apple), 4164 nucleotides long. RefSeq lists its product as uncharacterized. Gene Ontology annotation, biological process: spindle assembly; meiotic cell cycle; mitotic cell cycle. NCBI's taxonomy places the organism in Eukaryota, Viridiplantae, Streptophyta, Magnoliopsida, Rosales, Rosaceae. Gene Ontology annotation, molecular function: microtubule minus-end binding; gamma-tubulin binding. Gene Ontology annotation, cellular component: spindle pole; gamma-tubulin complex; equatorial microtubule organizing center. The record is from RefSeq and is a predicted model, not a curated record.